AUGUAUGUUCAGGCAUGCGGCAAGUUCUACUCUUCGGAAUGGAACCUUGAUCGUCACAAGCGUGAGAGCUGCCAGACGAAGGUAGUUAUUGAUGAAGGUGCCGUAUUCUUUCCCAUUCCCGAAGAAGUUACUUUGUCACUAAAAGGAAAACGAUAUAUCGUCUCGCGAAACUCCAUUUCCAACGAUUUCGGCUCUUUCCAAACCUUCUUUAGUGCUUAUAAUCUUAAAGCGACUGGUGAAAUCUCUCUUGACGUCGACGCUAAUGAUUUCCGGGCUGUCAUAAACAUAUUCAAUCAUCCUCAUACGAUUUCGGCCGUUAACAUCGAUUUGGUCACUCAUGUGUCGGACCGAUUGAAGAUUCCUGUCGUUUUCGAUCUGUGUGUCAAAUAUAUUUCCGAAGAACUUCCCAAAAUCUCGGUUAUGCAUGCCCUCCGCCUAGCGGAAGAGUACCAUCUGAAUUGUUUGAAACAGCGGCUCUUGGAUUCGAUAUCCAUUGAAGUGUUUAGAUCUCUUUCUGCCGAUCACAAUUACAAAUUGCUGGACGCAGAACUGAAAGCGGAACUGCUGGAGAAGUGGGGAACAUUCUUGUAG
This is a messenger RNA of Auanema sp. JU1783, 591 nucleotides long. The record is from the annotation of a GenBank genome assembly. NCBI's taxonomy places the organism in Eukaryota, Metazoa, Nematoda, Chromadorea, Rhabditida, Rhabditidae.